Suillus clintonianus is the source of this 2172-nucleotide messenger RNA. RefSeq lists its product as uncharacterized. NCBI's taxonomy places the organism in Eukaryota, Fungi, Basidiomycota, Agaricomycetes, Boletales, Suillaceae. The record is from RefSeq and is a predicted model, not a curated record. Bases 1 to 2172 code for a protein of 723 amino acids. The transcript has 8 exons.
AUGCCUCCCAAGAAGAGGGCUAGACGUUCUACGGUCAAUGAUCAAGAUGAGCCAGCACCUUGUCGACAAAGCUCAAGAUCUAAUCGCGGUGUUGGCGGCCACGCAGCACAGCUCCAAAAAGCUGGAGAAGCUAUAGCAGCACCGGCGAGGAAUCGGAAAGGGCAAAAUGAUUACCCUGAGCUUGACGCCAGUGAUCCUGAAGAAAAUUCAAUGGCUCCUGCGCAGCUGCGUCAGGGGAAGAAAGGUGCUUCUGCAAAACCUCCGGCUGCAAAAAACGCUACCAAGCAAAAACCUGCAUCCACGACACCUCCAACUACGAGUAAAAAUCUUAAGCGAUCAUCUCAAAAGUCCGGCGACAAUGUGAGGCAUCAUUCAGCCUACACUUCUCCUCGUCCAGUGCUACGUACCGGUUGCUCUUCUGACAGGUUCGGAUUUAAGGCACCUGCGUCUACUACCAGCGUACAUCGUAUCGAGAGGGCAUCUCAGUCAAGCAAUCGCAGAAUGGCCGCACAGGAGGCAAACGAACGAGACGACGACGACAAUAGAGAGUCUGCGCGCCACUCGCAUGAACGUGCUGACCUCGAGGAGCACAACGAUACGCAAGUGCUAAUCCUUUUUCGCCUGGAUGGAGCCGAGCAAGAUCAGCAUUUAAACGACAGCGAGAAUUCCGGUCAACGUUUAGGUGCACCGUCUGAAGACGGUGGCGAUGACGAAGGGGAUUUAGACGGAGGGGAUUUAGAUGGAGGGGGUGGAGUGGAUUCAGAUGGAGGGGAUCUAGGUCAAGAGCGUGACUGGGAGGACGAGCCUAUGAAUGUGGAGGGCCAAGAUAAUGAGACUUAUGAUGUUCUCGAACGUCAUCAAGCGCAGAACGGACAACGCAAGGCUCCCUCGCCAUCAUAUCUUUCAAAAGUUACUCACUCUAAGUCUCCUCACCAACGCCCAUCUCGACGUAACGACCGCUCGAAAUCUCCUCGUCAACGCCUGUCUCAAUGUAAUGGCCGCUCGGGAUCUCGUCAACAUGCGCCAUCUGGGGGUGCCUCUUCCGUUCAAGCGCCACCUUCUCGACGUAGACGCUCGCUGCCUCAUUCGCAUAAGUCUUCCACUCGCUCCAGGUCUCCACGCCAACGCUCGUAUCGUCAAGUAACAUCCACGCAGUCUUCUUUGCAUACAAAGUCUCAACGUCGGCGCUCCCCGUCUCGGCCACUCACUUCCUCUGGUAGUCGUGCGCUGCCCUCUUCCCACAGACACUCUCCGUUGCGGACUCGUUCCGACCAUGCAACUACUCCCAGUCGUUCAUGCUCUCGUAGCCCUACGCCCGCUGGUGCUCGCCGCACACGAAACGUCAAGACAAACCAAGAGAACCCUUCCAAGCUUGGGUUUUAUCCAGCUUGUUGGCAAGGACUCCCGCAGGCAGCAAAGUUGCAGAUGCGAUUGCAAGCUAUUCUCACCCAUCCCAUUCCAAAACACCAGGAUGCCGUGCAACUGGCACAAGAAGUCUUGGACGCUGAGUUGUGGCUAUGCCACCAGAAGAAGCUCAAAUUUGAGAACGGCUACUUUCCGGAAUAUAGCCCACAGAUGUGCCGGCUGCUUUGCGAUGAUCUCUUCACGUUCCGUACAGAGCUUAAGAAGGUUGUCAUCUCCAUCACCAAAUCGUCGUACGACAUCUUCCCGAAGGGCACCGCAAUGCUACCAGAGCAAAUAAAGAAACAUAUCGUCACAGCUGCCACCGCGCUGCUCAAGACCGGUGAUUACCUCCGGAUCCCUGAUUCGUCUAACGGCAAAUUCAAGAAUUUUGUAUCGCAGGCUCUCAAGGAUGUGUGUCUCGAGUUCUUCUACAGCAACAGCAAGAAGGCGCUGAAGAACACGGACGACUUCCGCCAGACAAUUCCCAUCAAUGCUCUCAUUCUCGUGGCGGCGGUCAUGAAGGGCGUUAUUUCUGGAUUCAGCGACACCGGCAGCGACAAAGUUCCUGAACUCAGCGCUGAUAGAUGCAGGACCGACUUCGACAAGUUGCAGAAAUCCGUCAACACGUUGCUCGACAUCCCAGAACGUCGUGAAGAGCUCGAAGAAAUGUUGGAGCAAUGGGCUAAGAUUGGUAUGGGCGAAUUUGAUUGGCAUGCAGAUGGGAGUGGUGCAGGCAGUGACGCGGGGGACAUCAAUAUCAUACUUUAA